This is a messenger RNA of Cervus elaphus (red deer), 1062 nucleotides long. RefSeq names its product proline-rich protein HaeIII subfamily 1-like. The transcript is spliced from 4 exons. Bases 1 to 1062 code for a protein of 353 amino acids. Lineage: Eukaryota; Metazoa; Chordata; Mammalia; Artiodactyla; Cervidae. The record is from RefSeq and is a predicted model, not a curated record.
AUGAAAAACCUCAAUUUACAGUCAGCGGGUCUGAAGUACGGGAGGCCUCGCCUGCCCACUGCCAUCGGAGGCCCCCUUCGCAAGCCCAGGUCCCACCUGCGUGCACAGCAGGAGGACCUGUGGAAAGGGCCGUCCCUGUGGGAAAUCACCCAGACCCCAACGGAGCCCCAGGCUGCUGGGCAGCUGGGCCCACCGUCCUCACCCGUCAACAGGCCAGGGCCACAGGGCACAAGGCAGCCUGGGACGCCCGAAGGGCCCGUGGAGCAGCCUGGGUGUCUCAGGAGGUGCCCACGCAGCUGUCCCCCACAAGGGGACGAGAGAGCACAGAGGCUCCACUCACAGCGCCGGCUUUUGGGGGCUGCAGCCCCGGGGGGGCUGGGCUUCAGCCCCGAGUCUCUGGAUCGGCCGAGCGGUGGCCGUCACGGGCGCAGCUGUCCCCGGCUCUCUCUGUCACCACCGCCGGGUCCACCGGGAGCCCGCUCGGCGUCCACUGAGCCUGUGGCCCCGCACACACGGCAGAGCCGGGUCCCCGGGCUCCGCCCGCCCCGGCAGCUGCCUCCGCUCUGGACCCCCGUACCCGCCCCCGGGCCCGGGGUCACCGUCGGGCAAGGGCAAAGCGCAGCGGGGCCGGGGCAGGCGGAGGGGCCCGCGGCGCCCCCCGAGGUCGGGGAGCCCGUCCGCACCCCAAGAGGGGCAGGAAAGGGUGGGGGCAGCGGCCGAAACUCGCGGGCGGCUCGAGGCGCGGCGACCCCGCCGGCCCCAAGCCCGCCCCAGCGGACGCCCCGCCGUUCGCGAACCUUCCUGCGUGGGGCCCGCUCCGACUUUCAGUUUCCGGCCCCGAGAAAUCCCCUUAGGCGCGCGCGCCGCGGGGUCCGCGCCUCCCGCCGGGCCUCCCGGGUCCGCGCGCCACGCCAUCCCGCGUCCCCGCCCCUAGACCUCGACCCCCGACCCCACCGCGACCCCGACCCCGACGUCAGGACUCACCAACGGUCGCCUCGCGCCCGGAACUGCCUGCCAGCCAGCCGCCGCGGCUGCCGCCGACCCGCCCCCGAACCCGCCUGA